CUACCGAGGUGGUGUGAGUGAGCUUGUUGGGUAGGCAGUAGUGGUACCGAAGAAGCAUGGAGGGUUGCGACUAAGCUACCAGCGCUUGCUCAAUUACCUGUUCUCAAUCUCGUUCUCUUCGCUUUUUCUCUUUUGUAGUACGAAGCUGGUCACUAGAAGAAGGAAUUGAGCAACACCGCGGCCAUGGCGAAAGACAGCAACAAGAAGAUCGAAGAGGUCGACGGUGUGCCUGCAGAGCGACAGGGCGCGCGACCAGAUUUCUCGAUUCCACCGCCGAGGAAACAGUUGCCGAAGGAGCUUCAGGAUACGCUGAAUGACGAGGAGAAAUUGUGGGAGGUGCUAUAUGAUGGCGAAGGCGAAGAUACAACAGACACCUCCCUCCGCUAUGCCGCCUACGCCUCCCGCAUCCGCACCAUCAUGCUCUCCGCCCACCGCUACGUAGCCUACACCUCCGACAUAGGCGAAUCCUUCCGUCCCAUCGCACAUCCCUACCUCGUAAAAAGUGCCUACGGUAUCUCCUGGCUCUACCUCGCUGGCGACGUCUCGCACGAAGGCUACAAAGCGUACGUUCGCAACCAGCGCAUACUCCACCCGGAAAAGUACAUGGACGACGCCGCAGAGAAGACUUUGGAAAACGUGACGAGUAAAGAUAAGGAUAUGGCGGCGACGGGCGGGAAGAGUAAUGCUGCGGGGAUAUUCGAUAAGGUGCAAGAGGUUGCGAGGAAUGCGACGAGUACUGAGGGUAUUAAGUAUGGGGAUGCGGGGAGUGCGUUGACGGGUGGGCAGGUUGUUGGCGGAAGGAUACCGGCGAUUGAAGACUACAGGGCUGUUAUGGCUCAAAGAGCUGUGUUCCAGGCUGUUGCUUCUAUGGGUCUGCCGGCUUUUACUAUUCACAGUAUUGUUAGGUACUCGGGGCGUGCGCUGAAGGAUGCGAAGAACAAGACGUUGAGGACGUGGGGACCCAUUGGGCUUGGUCUCGCGGGUGUACCUUUCCUGCCUUAUAUUUUCGACGAGCCGGUUGAACAUGCGACGGAGUGGCUGUUUUAUAAUGCAUUCAAGACGUUUGGUGGGGAGAAAGCGGUUGAGGGCAGGCCGGCGACGGGCGUUAAGGAGUUGAGGAAAGAGGAGACGGAGGCGAAUAAGUUGAAGAAAGAGUUGUAGACGGCUUCCGCAGUGGACAUACGACAUGCGUGAAUAUCACGAAUCGCGUUCUUCCCCUCAGCAUGAAUAUAUGUAUAUAUGGGAUUUUCCACUUCGAGAUGAGUGGACUAGGAACAAGUGUAUUUCGACUCCGCUAAAUGGGUAUCUCUGAAAUAGAACAAGAUCAUUCCUUCAGGA
Alternaria rosae is the source of this 1338-nucleotide messenger RNA. Its product is annotated as mitochondrial 18 KDa protein-domain-containing protein. Gene Ontology annotation, cellular component: mitochondrion. The coding region runs from base 184 to 1161 and encodes 325 amino acids. The record is from RefSeq and is a predicted model, not a curated record. Gene Ontology annotation, biological process: mitochondrial fission. The transcript is spliced from 3 exons. NCBI's taxonomy places the organism in Eukaryota, Fungi, Ascomycota, Dothideomycetes, Pleosporales, Pleosporaceae.